Messenger RNA from Aureobasidium pullulans EXF-150, 1593 nucleotides. RefSeq lists its product as uncharacterized. The transcript has a single exon. NCBI's taxonomy places the organism in Eukaryota, Fungi, Ascomycota, Dothideomycetes, Dothideales, Saccotheciaceae. The record is from RefSeq and is a predicted model, not a curated record. Bases 322 to 1110 code for a protein of 262 amino acids.
CGCGAUAUACAACUGAAUCUGCACCAUAUCAAUGUUGGAUAUGGAUGCACGGUCGUUUUUGGGUAUCAUUCCUUCCACCUUGAUGAUUGUCCAUGUUGACCACUUAAUAGUCUAUGCCUCAGCUCGGCCACAUCGACCUCGGAUCCUUCGAAAGCUUACGCAAGGUUGCCAUUGUCUGUCUUGUCUUCUUGGUGCAAGUGGAAAGGAGUCGCAACAGGAUCCUUCCUUGAUCCUUAUCUGGACGCAUUCUCAUUCUGCAAGAGUCAACAUCAACGACGUCGAUGCAUAAGUAGCUGCUCUUUGCUCCCUCGACAUCUCAGCAUGUCUUCAACCAACCAGUCUACUCCUCCUUCCAAGUCCUUUGCAAAAUCCACCACCACCUCUGUCGAAACUCCUUCUCCUGAUUGUGAGACGAACCGACCAAGAGUUUUCUUCAACAUGCAGAACCUCCAACGUCUUGCCUGGUUUUUCGCCGUAGGCUUCGGAGCGUCCUUCCUCCCUCGCUUCAUGGGCGCCAACGCCGCUCCCACCCUUGAGCUCUCCACCCGGGAUGCCCUUCCCGCCCUCGACAUCUUCUACAAAGGAGAACACUACGACGACACCACCGGCUACGCCUUUGAACUCUACGCUCAUGACGACUCCAUCGAUGACACUGCAGCCUUCGCCAGCUACAUGGCCGCAUACUCCGACAACACAACCAUCUUGUCCAAGCGCGACUGGUACAACUGCAAACACCUGAGCAAUCUCCAAACCUUUGGUUGCAAUUCCGGCCACGCUCUCGGCGGCUUCGUUUCGGCCACCGGUUCCGCAGCCAUGGGCAGUUAUGUCGGAACCCUGCUAUCCGAAGCCUUUUCCGGAGGCCGAGACAAUAAGAACCCACGCUCGGUGUGUCUCACUCGCGACGGCAAAAACCUUUGUGUGAGUUGGGCCACGUACACCGGGUCCGGAUUGAAGGGUGGGGAAAGUGGUGAUAUCACUUAUUAUUCCACUCAAUGCGCUUUGCAGGGUGGCAGUUCGGAAUUCAAGACGUCGAUGGCCGAUGGUGGAAUUCUGUACAUCUGUGUCAGUGAUAGAGCUGAUGGAUGUGGCAAGGGCGUUUGCGGACAGUAGAAUCUCUUUCGCAUGUCGAUUCCAACUCGGCCGGGAGGAAACAGAUACAUAUCAACAAGCCGAGGCAAAGGGGGUGAGUGAGCGUAGGGCGAUGUCUGCGGUACAUGUAUAGGGAAAACUUUGUUUACCAUGCCCUGACUAGCAGCAGCAAAGACAUUAGAGAUGGCCCAAUUUGCAAUCCUCUUGUAAAGCUUUUCCGUCUCCUGCACUCUCGCAGCUUCCUUGUUCGAGUUUCUCUGCUUGUCAUGGUUAAAAGCGUGACAUGUCCUUUAAUGCACUCUUACACGACACCUUGACUUUUCCACCUAUAUUCCGUCUCUGUCCUGUCCUCAUCAUAAGCCAAACUUUUUAGCAAACAGUAAAGCCUCACAGCACAAUAUAUCCUGCGCACAACCACGAACGAAACUACGCCUUAGCAGUCGAGACCGAUCUUCGAAGAAGAAGAAGAAGAGACUAAGACGUAGGUCCUUAAGCGCUCCCCCA